UGCUGCAUGUACCUUUAAUGUGGCUGGAGCUGAAGAGAAGUAGACACGCUCAUUUUCCCUUGGAAUCCACCUUUUCCUCUAAUUAAAUAUCGUUGGUCUAUUCUUCAAUUAUAUGAACAUUACACGUCGAACCCUCAGCUCUGCAUGCCGCUUGAUUAACAUCAACUGUAUCAGAAACAUCUCCUACUCACAGUGUGUUAUGACAUCAUCAAGGCAUACAAACUCCAAAAGGAUUGAGGGACUGGACAAGAAUGUUUGGGUGGCCUUCACCUCGGUGGCAGCAGACCCCACCAUAGUGAACCUGGGCCAGGGCUACCCCGACAUUCCUCCCCCAGCCUACAUCAAGGAGGGCCUGGCUAACGCUGCUGCAGUAGACAAGCUCAACCAGUACACAAGAGGCUUUGGCCACCCGUCUCUGGUAAAGGCUCUUUCUCAGGUGUAUGGGAAAGUGUAUGGACACCAGAUUGAUCCUUUCAAGGAGAUACUGGUCACAGUAGGUGGCUAUGGAUCCUUGUUCAGUACCAUGCAGGCACUGGUGGAAGUGGGAGAUGAGGUUAUAAUUAUCGAACCCUUCUUUGAUUGCUAUGUACCCAUGGUUCGAAUGGCAGGGGCAACACCUGUCUUGAUACCAUUACGACUUAGAUCCAAUAAGGAGACCAGUAGUGUUUCCAGUGCUGACUGGGUCCUGGAUCCAGAGGAACUAGCCAGUAAAUUCACCUCAAAGACCAAGGCCAUCAUUAUUAACACUCCCAACAACCCCAUUGGGAAGGUAUUCACCAAGGGUGAGCUUCAGAAUAUCUCCGACCUCUGCAUCAAACACGAUACUCUGUGCAUCAGUGAUGAGGUGUAUGAAUGGCUCAUCUACAAGGGACACCAACACAUCAAAAUAGCCACUCUUCCUGGCAUGUGGGACAGAACGAUCACCAUCAGCAGUGCAGGGAAGACCUUUAGUGUGACGGGCUGGAAGCUUGGCUGGUCUAUAGGGCCAGAACACUUGAUAAAGCACCUUCAGACUGUAAUGCAGAACACCUUGUACACCUGUCCAACGCCGCUGCAGGAGGCUGUGGCCCAGGGCCUGCUGAGGGACUGUGAGCUGAUGGGUCGGCCGGAGUGUUACUUCUCCUCUCUGGCCGUGGAGCUGCAGGGGAAGAGGGACCGCAUGGCUGCUAUCCUACAGGACGUUGGCAUGUCUCCUAUCAUACCCGAGGGAGGGUACUUCAUGUGCGUGGACGUCACACCCCUUAAUCAGGACUUGUCUCAUAUGGGAGAUGAUGAGCCUUACGACUACAAGUUUGUCAAGUGGAUGAUUAAGGAGAAGAAACUGGCAGCCAUUCCGGUCACAGCAUUCUGUGGUGAUGCUUCCAAGAAGCAGUUUGAGAAAUACAUCCGUCUAUGCUUCAUCAAGCAAGACAGCACUCUGGAUGCAGCGGAGGCCAUCUUCAAGAACUGGAACAAGUAAAAUACGUCCUGUUGGACCUAAGGGUUUGUCUCAAGACCCUCUCUUUUUACUGUGACACCCCUAUAACACGUUACUUUGUAGGACAGGUAUGGAACUGUUUGUAGGACAGGUAUGGAACUGUUUGUAGGACAGGUAUGGAACUGUUUGUAGGACAGGUAUGGAACUGUUUGUAGGACAGGUAUGGAACUGUUUGUAGGACAGGUAUGGAACGGUUUGGCCUGUUUAUAUUUGUAUACAUCUUUGUGUUUUUUAUGUUCUUUUAUUUUAUUGCCUUUCAUUUGAGUUUUAUCUCAUUUGAUUGGAUGUUAUAUGACACGCAUAGAAAGGAUUAACUUCCAGGUUUGAAUUUCCUCUUUGUGACAUCAGCGCUUGCUGAGUAUCACUCGUCAUCCUGUCAACGUUGUUUUCCUGUACCCUUCAUAUGAUGUUUUGAUCCUGUGCAGUCCUCCUGGUUUGGUGUUGUAUUUCAUCUGUGAAUAAAAUAUUACUUUUUAAAAUAU
Messenger RNA from Salvelinus sp. IW2-2015, 1959 nucleotides. Lineage: Eukaryota; Metazoa; Chordata; Actinopteri; Salmoniformes; Salmonidae. The record is from RefSeq and is a predicted model, not a curated record.